This is a messenger RNA of Hymenoscyphus albidus, 294 nucleotides long. The record is from the annotation of a GenBank genome assembly. NCBI's taxonomy places the organism in Eukaryota, Fungi, Ascomycota, Leotiomycetes, Helotiales, Helotiaceae.
AUGUCUCGCGCAUCAAAACUCACAUUGGCGGGGACGUCUCUCUUCGCAGUCGGCACAGUCUUCUUUGUGCACUACACCCAGCAGGCUGAGAAAACCGUUCGUCUGCUCGACCUUUCCACCAUCAGCACAAGCUAAUUAUGAUGGCAGGCAAUGCACGCAGGCGUGGUCCGAGACAUGCAGAACCAACAAGCAAAACGGGAGCGUCAGCUCGACUUCGAGAUGCAAAGGGCCAUGGAGGAAGAAUACAAAAAGCUACAAAGCGUACACGAUGGAGGACCUGCCGAACCGCGAUGA